Pipistrellus nathusii (Nathusius's pipistrelle) is the source of this 2343-nucleotide messenger RNA. The record is from the annotation of a GenBank genome assembly. Lineage: Eukaryota; Metazoa; Chordata; Mammalia; Chiroptera; Vespertilionidae.
AUGGCGCCUUACAGCCUCCUGGUGACCCGGCUUCAGAAAGCCCUGGGUGUGCGGCAGUACCAUGUGGCCUCAGUCCUGUGCCAACGGGCCAAGGUGGCCAUGAGCCACUUUGAGCCCAAUGACUACAUCCGCUAUGACCUGCUGGAGAAGAACAUCGACAUCAUCCGCAAGCGACUGAACCGGCCUCUGACGCUCUCUGAGAAGCUUGUGUACGGACACCUGGAUGACCCGGCCAAUCAGGAGAUCGAGCGGGGCAAGACGUAUCUGCGGCUGCGGCCGGACCGUGUGGCCAUGCAGGACGCCACGGCCCAGAUGGCCAUGCUGCAGUUCAUCAGCAGCGGGCUGCCCAAGGUGGCCGUGCCCUCCACCAUCCACUGCGACCACCUGAUCGAGGCCCAGGUCGGCGGAGAGAAAGACCUUCGUCGCGCCAAGGACAUAAACGAGGAAGUGUAUAAAUUCCUGGCAUCUGCAGGAGCCAAGUAUGGCGUGGGCUUCUGGCGGCCUGGCUCUGGAAUCAUUCACCAGAUCAUUCUGGAAAACUAUGCAUAUCCUGGGGCUCUUCUGAUUGGCACCGACUCCCAUACCCCCAACGGCGGCGGCCUGGGGGCCAUCUGCAUUGGAGUCGGGGGUGCUGAUGCGGUGGACGUCAUGGCGGGCAUUCCCUGGGAGCUGAAGUGCCCCAAGGUGAUUGGCGUGAAGCUGACGGGCUCUCUCUCCGGAUGGAGCUCACCCAAAGACGUGAUCCUAAAGGUGGCCGGAAUCCUCACCGUGAAAGGGGGCACGGGCGCUAUUGUGGAGUACCACGGACCGGGCGUGGAGUCCAUCUCCUGCACCGGCAUGGCGACCAUCUGCAACAUGGGCGCAGAGAUCGGGGCCACGACUUCGGUGUUCCCUUACAACCACAGAAUGAAGACUUACCUGACCAAGACCGGCCGCAAAGAGAUUGCCAACCUAGCUGAGGAGUUCAAGGGCCUCCUGGUACCUGACCCUGGCUGCCACUAUGACCAAGUGAUUGAAAUUAACCUUAACGAGCUGAAGCCCCUCAUCAACGGGCCCUUCACCCCUGACCUGGCCCACUCGGUGGCCGAAGUGGGCUCUGUGGCCGAGAAGGAAGGCUGGCCUGUGGACAUCAAAGUGGGUCUGAUCGGCAGCUGCACCAACUCCAGCUAUGAGGACAUGGGACGCUCAGCAGCUGUGGCCAAGCAGGCGCUGGAUCACGGACUCAAGUGCAAGUCCCAGUUCACCAUCACACCGGGCUCUGAGCAGAUCCGCGCCACCAUUGAGCGAGACGGCUAUGCACAGAUCCUGAGGGAUGUGGGCGGCGUCGUCCUGGCCAAUGCCUGUGGCCCCUGCAUUGGCCAGUGGGACAGGAAGGACAUCAAGAAGGGGGACAAGAACACAAUCGUCACCUCCUACAACAGGAACUUCACAGGCCGCAAUGACGCGAACCCUGAGACCCAUGCCUUCGUCACCUCCCCAGAGAUUGUCACAGCCCUGGCCAUUGCUGGCACCCUCAAGUUCAACCCAGAGACUGACUUCCUGACAGGCAAGGAUGGCAAGAAGUUCAAGCUGGAGCCCCCGAACGCGGACGAGCUUCCAAAGACGAAUUUCGACCCUGGGCAGGACACCUACCAGCACCCUCCCAAGGAUGGCAGUGGGCAGCGGGUGGACGUGAGCCCCACCAGCCAGCGCCUGCAGCUCCUGGAGCCUUUUGACAAAUGGGAUGGCAAAGACCUGGAGGACCUUCAGAUCCUUAUCAAGGUCAAAGGAAAGUGUACCACUGACCACAUCUCGGCUGCCGGCCCCUGGCUCAAGUUCCGUGGGCACCUGGACAACAUCUCCAACAACUUGCUCAUUGGUGCCAUCAACAUUGAAAACGGCAAGGCCAACUCUGUGCGCAACGCCGUCACCCAGGAGUUUGGCCCUGUCCCCGACACUGCCCGCUACUAUAAGAAACACGGCAUCCGGUGGGUGGUGAUCGGAGAUGAGAACUACGGCGAGGGUUCAAGCCGGGAGCACGCGGCGCUGGAGCCCCGCCACCUCGGGGGUCGGGCCAUCAUCACCAAGAGCUUCGCCAGGAUCCACGAAACCAACCUGAAGAAGCAGGGCCUGCUGCCCCUCACCUUCGCUGACCCCGCCGACUACAACAAGAUCCACCCCGUGGACAAGCUGACCAUCCAGGGCCUGAAGGACUUUGCCCCCGGCAAGCCGCUGACAUGCAUCAUCAAGCACCCCAACGGCACCCAGGAGACCAUCCUCCUGAACCACACCUUCAACGAGGGCCAGAUCGAGUGGUUCCGCGCUGGCAGCGCCCUCAACAGAAUGAAGGAGCUGCAGCAGUAA